AUGUAUUCUCAUCAUAUAGCACUUUCAACGCGAGUUUCAUUCCCAUGUGAAUCAGACAUGCCUUGGCACAGAUUGAACAAUCAAUUGUGCUACCUGCUGAUAGAAGUUCACCUUAUAGUGAUCAUCAUCAGUUUAUUCCUCAUAGGAUAUACCGACGCUACCCGAAAAGCUCUUUGGGAAGAAGGUGGACAGCAUGGAUUUGAAUCGGACCCCAAAAUGCGCAUCUACUUUUAUGCAAACUACUUGCAACCGCCAGAAAUCCCUUUCAUCUGGUCUCGACGAUAUACAGAGUUCAAUCUCGCAUCCGGAAUAUUUACUCUAUGUCUUUUUCUCACAAGACAACUACUAGCACUCGCAACUUCCACUAGCAUGCAGACAAAUAUCUAUCUACUCAGCUGCGUGCUUUUAUUCUGGGUCAUGAGCUGCAUUAGCCAGAGAUCACCCGAUUACAGUGAUCCCGAUUAUUCAAGUCGAGUGCCAUGGUAUUUGAACCAUAGCUGCAGUAUUGCAAGUACGCAAAAUCGAGCUGCAUUGGGGUACGUUUCUUGGGUUUUAAUACUGGUUUCAUAUGUAGUGCUUGAUUCCAGCGUUAUAACACGUUGUUGGGCAUCUAAGCUGUUUCCCGACCACUUAGCCUCCCAGUUUGGUGUUUAAGUAGAAAGAGAUCGUGGCUCUUUUGAUAGCGAAAAUCUAUUGAGGAAAGCCUGAGAUGACAUUUGAAGAAAGCUCAAUAUUUGAAAUUGUAGUCGGAUGCAGGUUGUAGACUGGCUUGAAAGAUUUGGUGUAUGAAAUAUCACUUGUGUGAUGCAAAGUUGAAGGUUGGUCGUAGAGAAUCGGUUUUGGUUCAAUAUUGAUGAAAUGUCUUCAAAUAAUCCGCUGGCGUAUCAUAACCAGUUGUUUCAUAAAUUUCUGAUUCUCCAGAAGAUCAACUACUCAGAAUGAAGUAAGGAUUACACAUGGGUAAGUUAUGGUCGUUUCUGGUAUACGUCAACAGGUCAU
This is a messenger RNA of Botrytis byssoidea, 999 nucleotides long. RefSeq lists its product as uncharacterized. Bases 1 to 654 code for a protein of 217 amino acids. NCBI's taxonomy places the organism in Eukaryota, Fungi, Ascomycota, Leotiomycetes, Helotiales, Sclerotiniaceae. The transcript is spliced from 3 exons. The record is from RefSeq and is a predicted model, not a curated record.